GAUUCAGUUCAGUUUAGUUCUGUUCUGUGCUGUUCUGUUCUGUUUUAUUAGAUUAAAUUCUCAGUUUGUUCAAUUUAAAUUAAUCUGAUCAGGAUGAAGUUUGUGAGGUUUAUAAUGAAGAAUUCAGCUCUGGCGAAUUUACCCAAACACAUCGAUCAUUUCUCCAGGUUUAAUCCCUCUCCUCUCUCCAUGAAACAGUUCCUGGACUUCGGUUCCACUAAUGCAUGUGAGAAAACAUCAUUCUGUUUCCUGAGACAGGAACUUCCUGUGAGGAUCUCCAACAUCCUGAAGGAACUCAGCCUUCUACCAUCAUCUCUGCUGUCCACCCCCUCAGCCCAGCUCGUCCAAAGCUGGUAUGUUCAGAGUCUGAUGGAGGUUCUUGAAUUCCAUGAUAAGAAUUCAGAAGAUCACAGAGUUCAACAGGAAUUUGUGGAAGCUCUCGUGAACAUGAGGAACAGACACAAUGCUGUGGUACCCACCAUGGCACAAGGGGUCAUCGAGUACAAGGACACCUUUAACCAGGAUCCAGUCACCAACCAGAACAUCCAGUACUUCCUCGAUCGCUUCUACAUGAGCCGCAUCUCCAUCCGCAUGCUCACCAACCAGCACACUUUGAUCUUUGACCAUGGAUCGCACCACGCCCACCCUAGCACCAUCGGCUCUAUCGAUCCUCAGUGUGAUGUCAGCGAGGUGAUCAGAGAUGCGUAUGACAGCGCUAAGUUGCUGUGUGAGCAGUACUACCUUGGAUCUCCAAAACUGGAACUGAUUCAGAUCAACGUAAACAAUGAGAAGAAACUCAUCCACAUCUGCUACGUACCAUCACACCUCUUCCAUAUGCUCUUUGAACUCUUUAAGAAUGCGAUGAGAGCCACGAUCGAGCAUCACCAAUCCAGUCAAGUUUUACCCCCCAUUAAAGUGAUGGUGGCUCUCGGGGGAGAAGAUCUCACCAUCAAGAUGAGUGAUCGGGGCGGUGGUGUUCCCUUCCGAAAGGUUGAGCGUCUCUUUAGCUACAUGUACUCCACUGCACCCAGACCUGAGAUCAGCAACCACCAACGAGCUCCACUGGCGGGGUUCGGAUAUGGCCUGCCAAUUUCCCGUCUCUAUGCCCGCUACUUCCAGGGAGAUUUACAGCUGUACCCACUGGAAGGCUAUGGCACAGACGCCAUCAUCCACAUGAAGGCGCUGUCCUCAGACUCGGUGGAGAAGUUGCCGGUAUUUAAUAAAACGGCGCUGAAACAUUACACGACGAGCCACGAGGCCGAUGACUGGUGCAUCCCGAGCAAAGAACCCAUAAACCUGGCUCGCUUCAGACCACCCAAUUGAGAGAGGCGCAACUUACAGAAUGAAAAUCUUCAGCUGAGAUCUUCCAGGUCUCCAUGAGGUCUGCAGCGUCUCCAUCACGGAGCAAACAUGCCUGGACUGAGAUGGUUUAGUGAGAGUUACUGAGGACUGGUUAACCAAUCGUGAGUGAGUCAGAACAAGGUUGUCUAAUUCGGAUCCAUUUGAAGGAAGAAGUACAGAGUGGAAUCUUCUUAACUUCCCGUUUAUGGAAGCGUUUGAAGGAGCCAUAAUUCUGUUUAUCAGAUGAGAGUGAAGAUCAGGACAAUCAAAGGUCAAUAAUUAUGUUAUAAACUGUGAUAAAAUGAUGGCAACUCCUGUAAUAUCUUCAAUAUAAAGUGUGGGGUUGGCAUAGUGGUGCAGCAGGUAGGGUUGGUGUUGUACAGCUUCUAAGACCUGAAUAUGAUUAUUGUCUAUGGCAUAAAUAGUUCUGCUCUUCACCUUUAAACACAAACUAUAAACAAUUACGGCACCAAAUGUUGGGCAGCUUAAACAUGAACGUCAUCAUUUAUCAUCUGUAACCCUAAAAACAAACUAAAUAAAUGAAAUGUACAUGAAGCAUUUUUCCAGAUGUGGAAAAGCUGUGGUGCAGGAUUAACCAGGAACAGGGUGGAGAUUCUCUCUGUUAGCUCACGUACACACUUUACGGUCGACGUUUCCUUCCAUGAUGUUGUUUCACUGAUUCACUUGUAUCAUAGAAAAUGAAUUGAAAUAAAAAUGAGAUCGAAUAACA
Molecule: messenger RNA, 2071 nt
Organism: Trichomycterus rosablanca
Lineage: Eukaryota; Metazoa; Chordata; Actinopteri; Siluriformes; Trichomycteridae
Product: pyruvate dehydrogenase (acetyl-transferring) kinase isozyme 2, mitochondrial-like
Exons: 11
Coding region: 94-1323 (409 amino acids)
Biological process (GO): protein phosphorylation; regulation of glucose metabolic process
Cellular component (GO): mitochondrion
Molecular function (GO): pyruvate dehydrogenase (acetyl-transferring) kinase activity
Source: RefSeq, a predicted model, not a curated record